AUGAAGGUACCACAAGACCUCAUCGUAAAGCCAGCAAGCGAUGUCAAUGUCACGCUCUCACCUUCAGCCUCGUCUGGCUGUAUUGAUCUAACGGACGUAUCUGAUGACGGACCACAAGCAGACAAGGUUUCACUUCUGCAAGAUUCUGUCAGAAGCAACCUCGUGCAGCACUGCUACACGCAACUGUCAGAAGUGAACAGCGUCGCACGAUUCUUUGCAGUAACUCACCAGCAGUUGCUAGAUGGGAUCCAGUUGCCUGGUACCAGCAAAGUUCUGAGGCACUACCAGCUCGAGGCCAUCUUCAAUUUCUUUCAGCGAGCAAGUCAAGCUAGUAGCAACGAUAGAAACAAGUCUAGGCACGGGAGCUUGCUAUGUGACGAAACUGGCCUAGGAAAAUCGUACUGUGCUCUUGGAGUUCAGGCUGUGACAAGGCUAAUAUACAUUGCUUUGGAUGACAUUUCCAAUCAUCCUACACGCCACAACCAAGAUAAUAUUAUCGAUAUCGAAGAUAUGAACCAGCAAUGCCCUUCAGGGAGAGCUUUCGGCAUUGAAUGCCCUUGCAUGCCAGGCUCACAGAGCAAAGCGUAUGCACGCACCUUGAACGGCGGAGCGACCUUUAUGAUUGUACCCGCGCAUCUAGUACAAGAGUCGCAGACAAAAUCAAAACAAUUCUUUGAACCUACUACUCGAACAACUGCCGAACCACUCUGUGAGGUUCUUGUAUACGAGUCAGCGAGCAUGCUGGUGCGAUACGAACCGGGUUUGCACACAGACGGCCCUGCUCAGCACGAGACUGUUGAUCCGCAUGCUAUUCAUGCUGUAUUGCCAGCGAUGGGCACGUUUAAAUCCGCGCCGGCAACCAAACGGCGUGAUUGGGAAUCCUGGACGGAGAUGGUUGCCGAUUGCGGUCCGCAAACUACACCGGCCCCCCCCCCCCCCCGCACCAUCAGUGCUCGAUGGUAA
Molecule: messenger RNA, 963 nt
Organism: [Torrubiella] hemipterigena
Lineage: Eukaryota; Fungi; Ascomycota; Sordariomycetes; Hypocreales; Clavicipitaceae
Source: the annotation of a GenBank genome assembly